Messenger RNA from Ceratotherium simum simum (southern white rhinoceros), 1624 nucleotides. It is a transcript of the gene CCDC172, whose product is annotated as coiled-coil domain containing 172. NCBI's taxonomy places the organism in Eukaryota, Metazoa, Chordata, Mammalia, Perissodactyla, Rhinocerotidae. Gene Ontology annotation, cellular component: cytoplasm. The record is from RefSeq and is a predicted model, not a curated record.
UUCCAGGAUCGUCGGACUCGGUUAUAAAAUAUUUCAGGGCGAACAAAGGAUCGGCGGGAGCCCGGGCCCGAGAUGAGUCUGGAGUCGUUGUUUCAGCACAUCAUCUUCUCCGAGCAUCGGGCCGAGGAGGGUCGCCGCCUGAUGCGCGGAGUGAGGUCGGAAAUUAACAGAUGUCGUGAAAGAAUUAAGAAAGCAACAGAGGAGCUGAACGAAGAGAACGUCAAGUUGGAAUCUAAGGUUCAGGAGUUUUCUGAAAAAUCCUUCUUCUUACAGCUUUUGAAAACUCAUGAAAAUGCCUUAGAAAGACAGUGCAGUGAAAUUACAAACCAAAGGAUUAUGCUUCUCCAAACAUUUGAGGCUACAAAGAAAAAAAUAACAGAGGAGAAGGAAAAAUUUAUUAGGGAAGUUACAGACUUCAAUAAUGAGUAUGAAAUAACAAAGAAAAGAGAGCUUUUGAUGAAAGAAAAUGUCAAGAUUGAAAUAUCUGACUUAGAAAACCAGGCAGACAUUUUAAAAAGGGAAAUGAAGUCAAUGGAACAAGAUAGUGUCCAGUUAAAUGAACUUCAAAAACAAAAGAGUGAAUUAAUACAAGAAUUAUUUACUCUGCAGAGGAAACUUAAAGUUUUUGAAGAUAAAAGGAAUGAAGCCAUUUGUACUACCAAAUACCUAGAGGCAGAAAAAGUAAAAAUCAAGGAAAAGCCUCAAAAUGAUGCUGAAAGCCUAAGACUUAAAAGAGAAUUAGAACUUUAUAAGGAAGAUGACAUGCAAAGUGUUUAUGAAGCUCUCCAAACAGAAAUAGAAUUUUUGGAGUUGACAUUGGCACAGAAAGAUCUUCAGGAGAACAAAUAACUUGUGGAGAAUUGAUUAGCUAUCUAAGAUUUGAUCAAAGCAUCUUAGAAUCAAAUCUUUAUGAUAGAUACGUGAAUGAUACCCAUUACAACAGAUUCUUGUGAAAAAUGUGAGGUCCAGAAUGUUGAAAGUUGUUAAUACCUAGAAUUGGUUUAUUAGCACUUUUAAAAAAUAGUUUUUUGUUUUGUUACUUGCUUGAACUUUAAGGGUUCUUUUGUGGUUUGAUUUGCUUUCUAAAGGAGGAAAAAGAAGUAGAUACCGUGUUCUCAGGCUUCUCAUGUCGCCCUGACCCUUAAGCUGAUCUAUACGUUCUGAUGUUGUUCAUUCUCUCUCUGUUGCAGCUUACCCCAGGUCCAAUCAAACACGCAUAGGAAGAAAUGCUCAGAUUAUUGACCCAGUUUUGUUGGUGUCAUUUCCACCAUCAAAGUUGCUUGCUUUCGUUUUAAUCCUUCUCUAACCAUAAGAUGUCUAUUGACAGAGGUCCUCUGAGGUUUUCAUUUGCAAAAGCCAGUUUUCUCCACUUUUCUAUAGCUCUGUCUGUUGAGUUAAGUCUGGGGCAUCUGCAGCCAUUUUCCAGCAGUUUGUGCCCGCCAGUUUUUUUCCUAAUGCUGGUGUUGGAUAGCAAGAAAUAAGUCAUCUGCUUGGGGAGGUACAUAAUCUCCUUACAGCCAUUAGGAGUCAUUUUCGCUGGUGAUCUGAAACAUUGCAACUGAAAACAGUGUACUUAUGUUUAGAUCAAACUUGGUAUUGCUACCAAAUUUCCAGCAUCACAUCA